Corapipo altera (White-ruffed manakin) is the source of this 1086-nucleotide messenger RNA. It is a transcript of the gene ENDOV, whose product is annotated as endonuclease V. Gene Ontology annotation, cellular component: nucleolus; cytoplasm. Gene Ontology annotation, biological process: DNA repair. Gene Ontology annotation, molecular function: RNA endonuclease activity producing 5'-phosphomonoesters, hydrolytic mechanism; single-stranded RNA binding. The transcript is spliced from 9 exons. Lineage: Eukaryota; Metazoa; Chordata; Aves; Passeriformes; Pipridae. Bases 39 to 851 code for a protein of 270 amino acids. The record is from RefSeq and is a predicted model, not a curated record.
GACAGUGGCGGGGAGGGACGGGCGGCCCCGGGUCCGCCAUGGCCGCCCCGCCCGAGCGGCGCUGCUGGGAACGGGAGCAGGCCCGGCUGAAGGCCGGCGUGGUGGAGCAGGACACCGAGGAGUGGCAGAAAGACCCGAAUUUCGCCGGGCUGGAGAGAGUGGGAGGUGUGGAUUUAUCCUACAUCAAAGGAGACGACACCAGCGCCUGCGCCUCCCUGGUCGUGCUCAGCUACCCGGCCCUCCAGGUGCUGUACGAGGAUUGCCGGAUGGUGGCCGUCACUGCCCCCUACGUGGCCGGAUUCCUGGCCUUCCGAGAGGUCCCUUUCCUGGUGGAAGCUGUUCAGAGACUUCAGCAGGAGGAGCCCAAGCUCAGACCUCAGGUGCUUCUGGUAGAUGGGAAUGGGCUGCUCCAUCACAGAGGAUUUGGUGUGGCCUGUCACCUCGGAGUCCUGACAGAUCUGCCGUGCAUUGGAGUGGCCAAGAACCUCCUGCAGGUGGAUGGCUUGGCCAGGGACGAGCUGCACAGGGAGCAGAUUCGUUCCCUGCAGAGGUCAGGAGAUACAUUCCCGUUGACAGGCACUUCAGGGAGAGUCCUGGGCAUGGUGCUGCGGAGCUACAACAACAGCUCGAAGCCCCUGUACAUCUCCGUGGGGCACAGGGUGAGCCUGGACACAGCCGUGCGCCUCGUCAGGUCCUGCUGCAGGUACCGCGUCCCGGAGCCCAUCCGGCAGGCUGACAUCAGAUCGAGGGAGUACAUUCGGAAGCAGCUGUGUGCACCACUGGAGGUCAGACCUGCCAGGCCAGAGAGCAGCAAAAAGGAGACUGAACUGGAGGAUGAGUCUGAUACCUGAAGAACCUGCAGGGCUCCUCUUCGCUGGAUCCUCUCCCUCAAGGCUCCGUCCUGUCGAUGGCCUGGUGCCAUCCUGGGGGGCAGAGCCGUGCCAGGCCAUGUCUCUUGGGACAGUACCAGCCCUGUGCAUGCCCUGGUGGACUGAACUGGCAGAGCAGCUUCUGCUCAAGGAUAGUCCUUGCAGCGGUGUCUCAGGGUUUGGUUUUGAGUAUUGUUAAAAUCUUUGUGUAAGCAAA